Molecule: messenger RNA, 597 nt
Organism: Micromonas commoda
Lineage: Eukaryota; Viridiplantae; Chlorophyta; Mamiellophyceae; Mamiellales; Mamiellaceae
Exons: 1
Coding region: 100-501 (133 amino acids)
Source: RefSeq, a predicted model, not a curated record
GCGACGCCCGGCGCGACACAGCUGGCGCGCCGGCUCCAACCCGACUGCCCCGCGCGUCUCGACGCGGUGGACGACCGCGAACGUAAACUCCCGACGUCCAUGCCCGAGCUACCCGCGCGCGACGACGACGACGCGUGUGCCGUUCGUGACGACGCACAGCUGUGCGCCGCGAGACUCCUCGGCUCGCGCACGGAGAACGAGCGCCUCAAAACACAGCCGUCGUCGGCGCAAAGGGACGUCGCCGAGCUCGAGACGCGACUGGCGGAGGCGAUCGCGUUCGGCGAGCAGCUGAGGCGCGACGUCGACGAGCAGGAGAGGGAAAAGUCGGUGUGGAAGCACAGCAGCGAACGGUGGUACGACGCCUACCAGCGCGAACGGGAGGCGCGCGCCAGCUGUGAGACAAAGGCGAAAAAGUCGUCGUGGACGCGACCGCUGCGAGACACAACCGCGCUGGCUCGCAGAGCGCUGGGACACGUCGCUCGAUACGGCGGCGACGCGUAGGGCGGCGGCGGAGCUGCGGGCGUCGGCGGACGAUCGAUACUGUACAUAGAAAGCCUCGCGCGCCGUUGUAAAGCAGCCGGAGACGCGCCGGAUACC